AACAUUUCACAAUUACACGCAAAAAAAGGGCAAUAAGCGCAGCGACGGGGCUGCACUGUCGUCCCAGGCUGCAUGGGCGUCCUGUAAUGUGCAUCAGUGAAGCUGAUGUCGGACUGCUUUGUUGUCGCGCGACAACACCCCGGCUCCACUGCGGCGGAGGGCUGUGAGCGGAGGAGCAGCACGGCAUGAGCGCAGCCCUCCGCUCCGUUUGACGCCACACAUCAUCACUGCAGCGCCCAGCGCGUCUCCAUCUGCCAUGCAGGAGCCCGAGAACGGAGAGGGAGAGGGGGCGGCCACGGCCGAGGUGCAGGUGAACGAGCAGCCCAACGCGCUCAUCGCCUGCAAAGUCCCCGAGGAGGUCUUCAACGCCAGACAUUUAAAGGAUCAAUUCGAGGCGCUCUUUCGACAGUUUGAUGCCAGCGCGUCUUUCCAGUUCUUCAAAAGCUUCCGGCGUGUCCGCAUCAACUUCACUGAUGCACUGGCUGCUGCUGAGGCCAGAGUGAAGCUCCACAAGAGUGAUUUUAAUGGCAAAGAGAUGCGCCUCUAUUUUGCUCAGUCUGUGCAUAUAGGCAGUCCUCGACUAGAGCCCCCAAAGCCAGAGAAGCAGUUCCUCAUCUCUCCACCUGCCUCGCCUCCAGUGGGCUGGGAGCAAUCUCAGGACGCUACACCAGUCAUUAACUAUGACCUGCUCUGCGCUGUCUCCAAACUCGGCCCAGGUGAGCAGUACGAGUUGCACACUGGAACCACCACCACCCCCAGUGUGAUAGUCCAUGUGUGUGAGGAUGAUAGCUCGGGUGGUGAGGAAGAAACAGAGGGAGGGAAGCGUGCCCGACCCAAAAUCAUCCAGACCCGGCGCCCAGAUUAUGCCCCCUCUGUCAAACAGUGAAUGAAGAAGUCUAUGACAUUUCAUCUAGUUGACCGUCCUGGCAAGCUCCAGGAUUUACAGUCAUGCAGUUUGUCCUCCCUACUGCCAGGGGGCAGCAAGUGUCUGAUAGGGAGUUACCCAUCUUCAUCAUCUCAUAUGGGUUUGAAUUCAUACUGGUUUAUUACAAUGGAACCAGAGGUUUAGAGGUCUGACUGUUUUUAUUUCAUUUAACAAAUGUUUCUUGGGUGUACUUAAACUGAGAAAGUGACAUUUGGGUGUGCUAGCCUGUUUUUAUUUUUUUCCACUUGAAUUGAAAAAUGUUUUUGUCUAGCACAGAGAACGUGCUCUUGUCUGGAUGUUGACUGUACACUGUCAGGGGCUAAUUAGUCCUGCUAAUUGUCAUUAUCUGUAUAGCCUGUUGUCUCUGUCUAUGUUGACUCUUGUCUUUGCAAAAUUGUUGUUAUUGUUGCUGAAAUUUCCACAAUCUCCUCUGAAUAUUAUGCACUUUAAGAAUAGAGCCUUAUAAUGUGGUACACCUAACAUUAUUAAGUAUUUGUCGCAGAGUAUUGGCUAUGUUAUCUGCAUUGCUCUGUUGUGCUUUACUGUCUGUAGAGGUUGCGUUUGUCAUCACCAAUGUCAGAGGAUAAAGAAAAUUUUACAAUGGAUCCUGUGAUUUUCAGCAAAAUUAGCGUACUGUAUAUACAGUAUUUGUUGUAUUUGAAUGUAGCCCAUAUUUGUUGAAUACGCUUCAGGAUUUGUCUUGAAUGAAGUAAUCUCAUUCUUAGGCUGCAAGAAUAUGAGCUAGAGGGAACAUUAGCCUACUGUUAAUAAAACAGUACUGACCAAACUGA
Molecule: messenger RNA, 1716 nt
Organism: Pygocentrus nattereri (red-bellied piranha)
Lineage: Eukaryota; Metazoa; Chordata; Actinopteri; Characiformes; Serrasalmidae
Gene: rcan1b
Product: regulator of calcineurin 1b
Exons: 4
Coding region: 257-886 (209 amino acids)
Biological process (GO): calcium-mediated signaling
Cellular component (GO): nucleus; cytoplasm
Molecular function (GO): nucleic acid binding; calcium-dependent protein serine/threonine phosphatase regulator activity
Source: RefSeq, a predicted model, not a curated record